Messenger RNA from Xenia sp. Carnegie-2017, 5359 nucleotides. RefSeq names its product collagen alpha-1(I) chain-like. The coding region runs from base 665 to 5131 and encodes 1488 amino acids. NCBI's taxonomy places the organism in Eukaryota, Metazoa, Cnidaria, Anthozoa, Malacalcyonacea, Xeniidae. The record is from RefSeq and is a predicted model, not a curated record. Gene Ontology annotation, molecular function: extracellular matrix structural constituent. The transcript is spliced from 71 exons.
AUUGGACGACGUGUUCUUCUUGUUUUCUCAUCUGGAGAACCAACAAACAAAAUUUUGAUGCUUCAAAUAUCGUGCACUCUCUAACAGAUGAUGAAGUUGAUAUUUGGGCAGUGCAUGGUGGAACGAGUACUUCAAGUUAUCUCAAUGAAGUAGUGCCUGAAUCAUCUCAUCUUUGGACUAUAACAAACCUUAACGAUGAAGACUCUAAAAAUUUCCAAAAGGAAUUUAUCUUAAAUGUUUGCUCGACAAAGGAAGGUAUUUGUCGAACUCCAGUAUGUCCAUCAGACAGAACAAGCAAAUGUAACAGGGAUUAUUCAUGUCCAGGAAGAAGCAAAUGCUGCUCUGGAGCUUGUUAUGGCUGUGUAGAAACAAAAACUGACUGCAGAUUUCCCAUGGAUCUCGCUUUUAUCGUGCAAAAUUCACUGACCGAAAAUGAUUUUCUAAGAGUAAAGCGUUUUAUGAAAGAAGUGAUGAAGCAUUGGAAAUUGGACGAACAAACACAUAUAUUGGUAUUAUUACAUUCAAUGAAGAUGCUAAUAUUAAUCUGGAAUUUUCCGACAGCAAUGUCAUUGGUGCAAAAAGAAAAGAAGAGAAAUUGUUUGACGCAGUUGACAAACUGACAAGAUCACGUGAUCGUUCAACGUCUGGAGUUUAUAAAGCUUUUAUGUUAGCAAAGGAAAGGUUGUUUACUAGCGAGGCAGGAUCGCAUCCCAAUGAAAUCAGGAACGUUAUCUUUAUAACAGAUGGAAAGUUGGAGCAAGAUCUGAUUAGAGUUGUGCGAUCACUUCGUGUUGAUAUUUCCAAUAUCUUUCCAUUUUUUGUGAGUGACAUCGACGAUGAAGACGUGGAUAUUUUGGAGAGGAUAGCUCAACCAGAAGGAAAAAACAAUGUUUAUCUAACAACAUCUUUUGAUGGUUUGGAUCAAUAUAGGAACAAGAUUGCAGAGAAUCUAUGCAUAAGAGGUGGAAGACUUCAAAGUGCAGAGGAACCUGUUAUUGUGAUAAAAGGGCCUCGUGGUGACACAGGAUCUAUUGGUGAACAAGGUGAAGAAGGAGAACCUGGAUUCAAAGGAUCUAAGGGUGCUCCUGGGGAGUUUGGUCCUAUUGGUCCGCCUGGCAUUCCUGGUGAACCAGGCAGUCCUGGUAUUCCUGGAUUAUACGGCCCUGUUGGAUCUCCAGGUUUAAUUUCUAUCGAGCGCUCUGGACGAAAAGGACCUUUGAUUGAUGGCUUGACAUUGCGAAGUGCUGAACAAAACUUUUCAGCAGUUAUUGCAUCUGAAAUUCUUAAGAAUCUAGUACCCGGAACAAGAGGACCAAAAGGAAAAAAGGGCGAGCUGGGUCCUUUUGGGACACCAGGAAAUCCAGGUGGUAUUGGAAAGUAUGGUCAAUGCGGAAGUGAAGGUGUUUUUGGUCAAGUUGGCCAUGAUGGACCAGCCGGGAGAGAGGGUAGUCGUGGUAUUGAUGGAGGAACAGGUUCACCUGGGUUGCCCGGGGAAAAGGGAGAAAUGGGGGAUGAAGGAAAUCAAGGGAGAAAAGGCGAAAAAGGUCCACGUGGAGAAUUUGGUGGACAAGGGACAAUGGGAGAUAAAGGAGACAAUGGAGACGGGGGUGAUGUGGGAAUAAUUGGUGAAGACGGUCCACGUGGGAAAAAGGGAGAAAGAGGAGAGCCUGGUGUUGAUGGUGAAACUGGAUUCAAAGGAUUUAUAGGAGGACAAGGCGAAGAAGGACAAAGAGGAAUGAGAGGGAAAGCGGGUGAGCGAGGUCGACCUGGUUCCAUUGGUUUUAGAGGGACGUCUGGUUUUCUGGGUGUUCAAGGUGCAGUGGGGCUUCCGGGAACAACUGGUCAGCCUGGAGAAGUUGGGGAUGUUGGUAGUGCUGGUAUAAAAGGAAAGCCAGGAAAGAAUGGCAAACGUGGUCCAGGUGGUCCCAAAGGAAAGCCAGGAGACUUGGGUGAUCAGGGAGUAAAAGGCAUGACUGGAUUUACUGGUGUUAGAGGAGAAAGUGGUGUAAUGGGCGAUAUUGGGAAAGAUGCACUUAAUGGAGAAACAGGUGAACCCGGAGUAGAUGGCAUUAACGGAGCCCAGGGAGACAGUGGAAUGACGGGCGAAAAAGGCAUUGGUGGUGUGAAUGGAAUUCCUGGAUCAAAGGGAAGACUGGGAGAUAUCGGUGACACUGGGAAACCUGGACGUAGAGGAAUUGAUGGAUCACCUGGACAGAAAGGAGAGAUAGGACCCGAUGGACAUCAAGGUCAACCUGGGGAAAUGCCCUCGGAGUCUGGUGAAAAAGGUCGUCAUGGUGACCGCGGUGAAAAAGGAAGCAGAGGUGAUAUAGGUUUUCCUGGAACUCGAGGUGCUCGUGGACCAAAGGGUUUACCAGGCGAACGUGGUAUCGUUGGAUUUCCUGGAACUCCUGGAUCACCAGGAUUUCCCGGUACAGAUGGUUAUUUUGGGCCUCAUGGUGCCAUAGGAUAUCCUGGACUGAGAGGGAUCCCUGGUCUUCGUGGUGUUAAUGGUUUGCAGGGGAGACCUGGUCCAGUAGGUGAGCCUGGAGCCAAAGGAGUUAAUGGAGAAAAGGGUUUUCGAGGUCCCCCGGGAUUUCCAGGUCCUCCAGGUGUUGCUGCUCCACCGGGUCCAUUUGGAUUUCCAGGUGAACCUGGAGAAGAUGGAAAAAAGGGAGCGAGGGGUGUUCGUGGGUUGACAGGAAGUGUUGGUAACGAUGGUGUCAUUGGCAAUAAGGGUUUACGAGGAACACGAGGCAUUCAAGGCAACAAGGGGAAAAAGGGAUCAACAGGAUUAAAAGGGGUUGGAGGGGCUCCUGGCGAUAAAGGAUUUCGUGGAAGACCUGGGGCCAUUGGAUCACGAGGAGAAAGAGGAUCUCCAGGACCAAAAGGACUACGUGGUAUGGAAGGGGAUGAUGGUGCACGUGGUAAAAAGGGCAAUCGUGGACCAAGAGGACAAAUUGGAUUGACUGGUCUGGAUGGAGACAAGGGCGAAGUUGGAAGACGUGGAGUGUUGGGUCAAGCGGGGAAAAAUGGAGAUCCAGGAGAAACAGGAUCUAAGGGAACGCGAGGAAAAAAGGGCGCGAAAGGCGGCAAGGGAGUCAGGGGUGAUACAGGGAUCCCAGGAGACCAAGGGCAAACUGGAAUAGAUGGUUUUUCUGGAGCAGCAGGAUUAAUUGGUGACACUGGUCUUGGUGGUAAUCCGGGACCUCCAGGACCUGCAGGAUCUCCUGGAAUCCAAGGUUUACCAGGAGAAAAGGGUCCAGAAGGUGACAUAGGUGAACCAGGGCUACCAGGAUUAAAGGGUAACCAGGGAUACCCUGGAUCCAUUGGUAGUGUUGGGGCAUCUGGUGAACGUGGCCAAAAAGGUGUUGCAGGAACGGGUACGUUGCCUGGAGAAAAAGGCUAUCGUGGACAAGAGGGGUAUCAAGGAUCAAUUGGGGCAUCUGGAGUUCAAGGGGUCCAGGGUGAAAAGGGGGAAAAAGGAGAUCCAGGACUUCUUGGUGGUAAAGGAGAAAAGGGAAUAAAGGGUAUUAAAAGUGAAACUGGCAUUGACGGUGAUGAUGGUGAAAAAGGCGUCAAAGGAGUUAAAGGAGUUAAUGGAGACCAAGGUGUAACGGGAGAUACAGGAAUAAAUGGUGAAGAUGGGCCCCCUGGAAGAAUUGGGAUUCCUGGUGAACAGGGACAAAAUGGUUUACCUGGCGAGAGCGGCAAAAAAGGUCAAAAAGGCUUGAAAGGAAAUGAGGGUAUCCGUGGUCCAAAAGGUUCCUCUGGUAAUCCUGGCAGCCAGGGUCAGAUGGGAGAUGAUGGACCCACAGGUGAAAAUGGCGAGGCUUCAACUCCGGGUCUUAAGGGUAUUCCAGGUGAUCCAGGUUUACCAGGUGAAUCUGCAAAUGGCACAGUUGGACCAUCUGGUCCUCCUGGACCUGUCGGCAUACCUGGUAUUAUUGGCUUGAAGGGUGUCAGAGGUCCACCUGGAACCCCAGGAGCCAAAGGAAUCGCACCUCGGGGUGAAAAUGGAACAGCUGGAACUGUUGGAGCAACUGGAUUACCAGGGAAUAAAGGUGUUAAAGGUGAUGUUGGAAAAACUGGAAUAAAUGCUACGAAAGGGCAAAAGGGAGAGAAAGGUGUAGUUGGACCACAAGGUGAUAGUGUUAAGGGUGACCGUGGACCAAUUGGUUUACCUGGGCCUGUGGGAGCCCAGGGAGAACCGGGUCCAGCUGUUCGUGGUUUCAAAGGUUCUCGGGGAAAUGCUGGCUUUAAAGGUGUUCGAGGUUCUCAGGGACCACCGGGUUUACCUGGGUCGGUAGGAGCACAAGCUGUGUCGUUCAAUGGUACAACGAUAAUUAUUUACCACAACGAAACAUAUUCGGAAUACAUUCCCGUUGACGUGAAUUCCAAUAUUUCAAAACGUUACCGGAAGAUCCAUGAAAAUCUUAAUCUUUUUAAGAAACCAAAUGGCUCGUUAUUAUACCCGGCAAUUUCAUGUGCUCAUCUAUUUUCGGACUAUCCGCAGUUUCCUAGUGGUCGUUAUUGGAUUGAUCCAAACCAAGGUUCCUAUGAAGACGCAGAAGAAGUGUAUUGUGACUUUGAAUAUAAUGCAACAUGUAUUGAACCUUCAUUGAAAAAGAAGGAAAAUAAUACGUGGUUUAUUGGCUCUGACCUCAUCACGAACAUUACCAACAGCACAAAAUUUAACAGCUCUAAUGAUUACAAGUGGUUAUUGCAAGAGCUUGAAGUCGGAGAUUCAUAUCAAUUCAACUACACCCUUGACUAUGGUCAACUUCAGAUGUUGCAGCUUCAUAGCUCGUUGGCAUGGCAACGCAUAAUUUAUCACUGUUUUAACUCCACUUUAUUGAGUAAUUCCACUGAAAAUUUCUUUAAACUUCAAGGAGAUGAUGACACGGAGUUUCACCGUCAAAUGCCUCUGGAUGAGACAGUCAUUAUGAUCGAAGAUAACUGUAAAAUCAAAGGAAACACAUGGAGAAAAACGGAAAUAGAAAUACGAGCUAAAGAUCCAAGAAAUCUUCCAAUACGAGAUGUUGGUGUUUAUGAUGUACCAAAUCAGGAUGAAAAAUUGGGUUUUGAACUGGGACGAGUUUGUUUUGGUCCUAAGUUUUUAGAUAAAAUUUGAAGAGAACAAAUUCAUCGUUCCGACUUUAGUUUUUUCUUGGCAGAAAAACCAUCGAUAAAAACCAGCUUCGUUCUUAGUGCAAUGUUUCCGUCAACGAUCCAAUGGAUUGUUGUUUCCUUAUCCUCAAAGAUGAUUUUCAACACAGCUCUUGAGCAAUUAGUUUUUGAUAGUUUAACUUACAACAUAUAGGAAGAACAUAAUUUUCAUAAUAAAGAACCUUCAUAAUAA